UGUGCUUUCCGCACCAGGUGCGGCUGUUGUUUUCUACAGGCUGUUGCAGUGCGUAGGUAGUACUCUGUAGGUACUAGGUAGGCACUAGGCAGCGCCGCAGCAAUAUUAUAGCUUUCGGUCUGCUUUAGUUACUUAAUUUUAUCAAGCGUACAAGUUUCACUCUUGUAUGACCGCGUGCGCUCCUUUUUUUCUGAGUAGUUUGUAUGCUUUACAUUGUUAAUCUGCUAGUACGCGUGGAUGCAUUUAUAGGACUCGCGUGGGACGUGAUACAGUUUUCUUGCCAGUUGUAUCACUCAUCAGUGCCGUUGCUGCCAUCGCACACAUGCGCAGCACGGAUGAAAUCGAAAGCCAUAAAUCGGUUUUAUAUUUUGCGAGUAGGUUUCUGACAAAUCUGGAGUAGGCUAUUGUUAUGAUUUAUGUGUGGUGUGAUUACGAAUUUUACAGUACAGAUAGCGUGGCUGUACAGCCUGUAAGUACUUACCAGCUAUCACUACCACUACAAGUACAGAAACAUCCAGCCGCAAAUAAUUCCAACUGUAAGUGGGUUUUCUUGGCUGUUAUUUGACUGACCAUGAGUUGCUAUUGGUUUAUUUGGGUUUAAUGCGCAGUCUUGCAGUACACUGAUUUCGAUGAAUUCGAAAUCUAAAGAGAAAUCUGGAUUUCUAGUAGUUUCUACUUCUUUGAUAUCGAUAUCUUACUGCAUGUAUGUGUAGAUACAACACGUAUGCACUGCUCUUAUAAAUAAGUACUGAGGGGAUACGCGAGUAAGAUGGAUGACCUUUCGGUGUUAUAUAUACUUAAACUCAGUGACUGAUUCAACACUCCUUUAGCAGUGAAAUUGCCUGGUGGUUGUUUCUGGAUAUAUAUAUGUGAUGUAGAGUAUCUGUCGUUAAGGAAACGUACCAGCAGCAUAACAAGAGACCUACCGCACGCUUAACAUCGUGAUCCCGGCCCUGCCUUCGCCGGCGGAGACUAAUCGAGAGUGAGCCGAUAAUCGCGUGACCGUGAGAUGUGGCUGUCCGGAGCGAGUGAAGCGACGUCAGACCAUGCAGGGCGAAUAGUCCUCAGCCGUGUAUAAUAAUUACUGGACUGCUGCAGUAAAGCGCAUACAUGUGACGUCAUUGCCUCAAUGCCAAGCCGAAGGCAUCUAAUUCAUAUCGCUAAUGCCGGUAGCGGGCUUCUGGCGGAGGUCACGCUGCUAGUUUUGCUGCUAUUUUCGCUUGAAUGCGAUGGGCGUGCUGUGGGCGGAGUGCCUAGACAGUCGCUGCAGCAAGGAGCGGCAGGCGGAUCCUUCGUGAGCAGACACGUGGAAGUGCCGGAUCGCCGCCGGAAACGACGGGAUCGCGGCGAUCCGGCGCCGGUUCCGGUACUGCAUCCGUUCGUGUACGGCUUGAUGGAUGGCUUCCUGGAGAGCACGGCAGAAGCGGUCAUCUCCGAAGACACUUACGGCUACGGCCGACCGGCUGCAGCGGCUGACUGGUUCGCCUCGCGCUUGCGCGCGGACCACGCCUCCAGUGGGAACGAUUAUUUCAGCCAGCCGUUUGAAGCAGCUGCGGGAGACGCAGAAGAGCGCGAUAAUUACGCUCACAAAACGCCUCCUUACUCCGCGAAGGGAAUCCAGUACAGCGGGAAGGGGAUCGGCAGGCAAAUUGGUCAGCAGUUCGCGCAGGAGAACUAUUACCAGGACCAGUUAAAAGACCUACAACGACCCUCUGCCGCUCCAUAUGAUUACGCCGGUGGAAAGAGCGUGAUUGGUUUGCCGGGAUAUUAUUUCAACAAGUACGUGGGCAGCAGUGGCGGAAAGGUGUCCAGUGUGGAGGAAGGCUAUCCAGCGCCGGUGUCUGCCGUUAAGCCAUUCACUGCCACCGUCAGCAUCGACAAAGCUGCUCCGUCUUCGUACAUCGACGUGGCCAAGGCGAACGGCAUCUACACCGGCUACAAGGACUACAACGCCGCUAAUAACGUCGACACCCGAGACUUCUACAAUCCGGCGGAAAUGGCGCCGGAUGCGGCCGCCUACCGAGGACACGGCGUUGAUAAUAGUUAUCAGCAGCCUCUCUAUCCGGCGAAUGGCGGUUACGGUUACGCGGACGCUGCACCGCCCGUGCCACCCAUGCAGCCCGGCUGGACAGCGGAGCAGCUGUACGGAUUGGUCGCCGAUACGAUCAUUUUAUCGUGGAUCCUGGACCUUUAACCACUGUAAUAUCUGCAGUGCCUGCAUGCUUGCAGUUGCGCCCAUGUGCCGGCAUGUUCGACGGAAGGUGUGCAGUAGUCAAUUUCCACCGCUUCCGCUUUGCUGAUUUGAGCGGUACUGGAUACGCUUUGCUCUGGUCCGCCUUCGCUCAGAUGUGCUUAGAGAUUCUUCUAAUGAAACGAUAGCUGCUCAAUUAGCCUGAUAUCAGGUUUGGGUAACAUGAACAACGUAAAAAAGGCGCGCUGUUUUUUGCGUAUGACAAGAAUGCGCACACUUUCUGACUGAAUAAAAUGACGAACAGACUGGCAUAUGGACCAAUACCAUUACUAUUUGCAGAUUUUUAUUAUUCCGAUUCCCUUGUAUAUUAUUAUCUGAUGCAUAUAAAAAUAAUAUUAUAUUAUCAGCAUGGCAGGAUAGCUUGUACGUAUAUAUUUUGUGAUACGCGCGGUCUAAUGUUGACCAUUCUCAUAUUUUCAGCGCCUUAGGGUUUCUUUAAGACGUUGCGUUACAGCGGCAUAUAUAAAAAUAAAGUGCAAUAAUAAUAUUAUUAUUAUCGUAGCAAGAUAGUAC
This is a messenger RNA of Paramacrobiotus metropolitanus, 2764 nucleotides long. RefSeq lists its product as uncharacterized. Lineage: Eukaryota; Metazoa; Tardigrada; Eutardigrada; Parachela; Macrobiotidae. The transcript has 2 exons. The record is from RefSeq and is a predicted model, not a curated record. Bases 1130 to 2194 code for a protein of 354 amino acids.